UGAAGAAAAUUUAUAGUUUUAAGUGUUUUUUUGUUCAUUCUUUUGUUAAUUUUCACGUCUAUCUCAUAAAUUUAGUUUUUCACCUUUGGUCAUCCUGUUGUGUUUGCGUUGUGCGUUGACUGUUCGUCGUUGCCAAUGUGUUAGGUUAGAUGUACAUGGAAAGUUCUUUUCUUUUGCACUAAAUCACAAAAACCAACCUGUGUGCAGUGCCCGAAGUGAAAUGGAGUCGAUAUUGGAGCAACAGCGCAGAUACCAUGAGGAGCGGGAAAGGUUGAUGGACGCAAUGGUGAGAGAAAUGCUUCAUAAGAAGAGUGGCCAGAGGGAACAGAUAAACUCUGAUCACCGGCUCAAGGGGCUUUUGGAUAGAUUCGCCGACAGCACGACUAAUUUGAAGGAACUUUACGAGGACAAGGACAGUCUUCGCAAAGAAGAGGUGGCGUCCAUGUCUGGACCCAAUGAAUUCACUGAAUUUUAUGCUCGACUGAAGUCUAUCAAAGAGUUCUACCGCCGACACCCCGAUGAGAUCAGUGUACCAAUGUCUGUAGAGUUUGAGGAAAUAGGCAAACUUCGUGAAAAUCCCGCGGAAGAUACAAACAUGACCGAGUUCACUGAUGAAGAAGGAUAUGGCAAAUACCUUGAUCUUCAUGAGUGCUAUGAAAAGUACAUCAAUCUGAAAGGCAUUGAGAAGGUUGAUUACAUAACGUACCUCAUAACUUUUGAUCAGCUUUAUGAUAUUCCCAAAGAUCGGAAGAAUGCAGACUACCGAAAAUACAUACUGGACCUCCUGGACUAUUUACAUGGCUAUGUUGAACGUGUAAAACCAUUACUUGAUGUCCAUGGAGAAAUGGAAAGUGUUAUGAGAGAUUUUCAUCGUCAGUGGGAUGCUGGUACAUUUCCUGGGUGGCCUAAAGAAACUGGUAGUGUGCUCACAAACCAAGGUGCUCAUUUGGAUCUGUCUGCCUUCUCCUCCUGGGAAGAAUUAGCAUCUUUGGGUUUGGAUCGCUUAAAGUCUGCGCUUCUUGCACUGGGGUUGAAGUGUGGUGGAACUUUAGAGGAACGGGCUCAACGACUCUUCAGCACCAAAGGAAAGGCAGAAAUUGAUCCUGCUCUCCUUGCAAAGAGCAAGCCAGGUCGUGGACGAGAGACCAUGAAGCACAAGGACAUUGCGGCUCUUGAAGCCCAGGUUUACAGAUUUGCUGAGCUGUUGUCAGAACAAAGAAAUGCAACUAAAGAAAAUGUUCAGCGCAAACAGGCUCGCACAGAAGGUGAAAGGGAUGAUUCAGAUGCUGAAGUUAGUGCAUCGGAUUCAGAAGAGGAUGAUGACUCUGAAGUACCAUACAAUCCUAAAAAUUUGCCACUUGGAUGGGAUGGUAAACCUAUUCCAUACUGGUUAUACAAACUUCAUGGUCUUAAUAUAAGCUAUAACUGUGAAAUUUGUGGAAACUUCACAUAUAAAGGGCCCAAAGCAUUCCAAAGACAUUUUGCAGAAUGGAGACAUGCUCAUGGAAUGAGGUGUCUGGGCAUUCCAAACACAGCUCAUUUUGCAAAUGUGACACAAAUUGAAGAUGCCUUAGCAUUAUGGGAGAAGAUUAAAGAUCAAAAAGAAACAGAACGAUGGCAGCCUGAACAGGAGGAAGAAUUUGAAGAUUCUUUGGGGAAUGUUGUCAACAAAAAAACUUACGAAGAUUUGAAGAGACAAGGUCUUCUGUAGAGGUGUUUUUCUGCCUAGUUAAGCUAGACAAUGUGUUUAAUGACACAGGUAUAUGUGUAAGAUUGGGCAAUUGCUUGUGUAAUAGAGAAGUGCAUUAAAAAUUAGGUUUGAUAGUGA
This is a messenger RNA of Frankliniella occidentalis (western flower thrips), 1828 nucleotides long. It is a transcript of the gene noi, whose product is annotated as splicing factor 3A subunit 3. The record is from RefSeq and is a predicted model, not a curated record. The transcript is spliced from 2 exons. Gene Ontology annotation, molecular function: RNA binding; zinc ion binding. Lineage: Eukaryota; Metazoa; Arthropoda; Insecta; Thysanoptera; Thripidae. Bases 221 to 1711 code for a protein of 496 amino acids. Gene Ontology annotation, biological process: mRNA splicing, via spliceosome. Gene Ontology annotation, cellular component: spliceosomal complex; nucleus.